This is a messenger RNA of Stomoxys calcitrans (stable fly), 717 nucleotides long. RefSeq lists its product as uncharacterized. NCBI's taxonomy places the organism in Eukaryota, Metazoa, Arthropoda, Insecta, Diptera, Muscidae. The transcript is spliced from 2 exons. The coding region runs from base 69 to 578 and encodes 169 amino acids. The record is from RefSeq and is a predicted model, not a curated record.
AUUUGAAGUCAUUUCGGCUCGAAACUCUGUUUGUAUUUUAUGUCAGUAGAGGAUUAAGGUGAAAGUAAAUGGAAAACAUUGAAGAUAAAUUGCAGGCAUAUCGUCGUAGAAAAAGACGCGAGGAAACAUUUCAGCGAUUUAAAGACAAAGUUCGGGGAUUUCUGAUGCCCAACCAAAAGAGCGAUGACGAUAAAUCUGCCCCCAUAUACGUGGCUUUAAGUGAACCGAGCGAACUUUCAAGUUCUGCUGAUGAUUCUGAUAAAAAUGAGGAAAUAUUAAACGAUCAAUGCAAUGAUAAGAUUGUUGCAGUGGAUCCGACGAGUGAUAAAAAAUUCAAAUACUUGUUGCGGGCAGUUUACUUAGCUCUUUGGAUAACCGUGUAUAUAAUUGCUAUUGAGCUACAAUUUGGAAUUGUAUAUUUAAUGAUGUCGGCACUACUUGCAAUUUAUCUUAACACUAGGACUGGUCCUAAAAAGAACAAUGAAAUCAGUGCUUACAGCGUAUUCAAUAAAGACUGCAUCAGCAUUGAUGGAACACUUAAAGCCGAACAAUUUGAACGUGAAAUGGGUAUAAGAUAGUAUUUUAAGUUUUAAGAAUUGUAUGUGAUACAUAUAUUAGUGUAAUAUUUUCUUUUUGUAUAAAUCAAAUGUAAUAUAUACGGAUUUACUUCAAAAUAUAGGUUUAACUACUUAUAAAGUAGGUACCGUUUGAAACUUA